Molecule: messenger RNA, 444 nt
Organism: Pan troglodytes (chimpanzee)
Lineage: Eukaryota; Metazoa; Chordata; Mammalia; Primates; Hominidae
Gene: HBG1
Product: hemoglobin, gamma G
Biological process (GO): hydrogen peroxide catabolic process; oxygen transport
Cellular component (GO): haptoglobin-hemoglobin complex; blood microparticle; hemoglobin complex
Molecular function (GO): oxygen carrier activity; oxygen binding; haptoglobin binding
Source: RefSeq, marked provisional
AUGGGUCAUUUCACAGAGGAGGACAAGGCUACUAUCACAAGCCUGUGGGGCAAGGUGAAUGUGGAAGAUGCUGGAGGAGAAACCCUGGGAAGGCUCCUGGUUGUCUACCCAUGGACCCAGAGGUUCUUUGACAGCUUUGGCAACCUGUCCUCUGCCUCUGCCAUCAUGGGCAACCCCAAGGUCAAGGCACAUGGCAAGAAGGUGCUGACUUCCUUGGGAGAUGCCAUAAAGCACCUGGAUGACCUCAAGGGCACCUUUGCCCAGCUGAGUGAACUGCACUGUGACAAGCUGCAUGUGGAUCCUGAGAACUUCAGGCUCCUGGGAAAUGUGCUGGUGACCGUUUUGGCAAUCCAUUUCGGCAAAGAAUUCACCCCUGAGGUGCAGGCUUCCUGGCAGAAGAUGGUGACUGCAGUGGCCAGUGCCCUGUCCUCCAGAUACCACUGA